Messenger RNA from Aspergillus mulundensis, 1752 nucleotides. RefSeq names its product cytochrome P450. Lineage: Eukaryota; Fungi; Ascomycota; Eurotiomycetes; Eurotiales; Aspergillaceae. The coding region runs from base 1 to 1752 and encodes 583 amino acids. The record is from RefSeq and is a predicted model, not a curated record. The transcript has 5 exons. Gene Ontology annotation, molecular function: monooxygenase activity; iron ion binding; heme binding.
AUGCAUUCCAAGCGUAGCUUAAUGCAGCUUAUUGCACUCUUUGACCCUUUAAAAGCCGGUUCCCCCGCGGCAUUCCUCAGCCUCGACCGUGGUACUCUCACUCUGGGGAAUAUUGAGGCCAUUAUGACACCGGCUACGAUUCUGCUCACAGUCCCGCUCGGGUUGUUCCUGAUAUACUUUCUCAAACAAUCGUUUACGAAACGAACAACGGCCCCUCUGCCUCCAGGCCCACCCCCGAAACCGCUUAUCGGCAACUUGCGUGAUCUCCCGUCGCCGGAUCAGCAGAGCUGGGCGCACUGGCUGAAGCACAAGGAUCUCUAUGGUCCAAUAAGCUCCCUAACAGUCUUCGGCCAAACAAUCGUCAUCAUCAACGAAGCCCGCAUCGCAUUCGACCUGCUCGAGAAGCGCUCGACCAUCUACUCUUCACGACCGAGGAUGGUCUUUGCCGGUGAAAUGUAUUCCUUUACUCAAGCCAGGCCAUUCCGAAACUCCAGCUUAUUCUCUGUUCUUAGGAUCGGAUGGGAACACUCCCUCGCAAUGCAGCCGUACUCCGACACAUUCCGCGCCUACCGCAAAGCCAUGCACCGCGUGCUCGGGACCAAGAAUGCAAUUUCUCAAUUCGACCAGCUUCAGGAAGUCGAGGUUCGACGGCUUCUGUUACGUAUCCUCAAGAAGCCGGAUAACCUGGUGCAUCAUAUUAGAACAGCAACCGGCGCCGUGAUUCUAAAGAUCGCAUACGGGUAUGACAUCGCGCCACAUGGCGAUGAUCCCCUCGUCGCCCUUGCAAACAAAACAUUGGAUCAGUUCUCGCUGGCUGCGACGCCAGGCGCUUGGAUCGUGGAUACCAUACCGGCCUUGAGAUACCUCCCAAGCUGGAUCCCCGGCGCCGGAUUCCAACGCACAGCGGAAACGAUGAGAGAUACUCUUCGAGUUGCAGUGGAGAAGCCCUACCGAUUUGUCUUGAAGCAGAUGGAGUCGGGGCGCUACUCGCAUUCGUAUUUGUCAAAUCUCCUCUCAGAGACAAAGGAGGGAAGUCAAAGCGCAGAAGAAGAGCAGGUCAAUAAGUGGACCGCUACAUCGAUAUACACGGGGGGCGCAGAUACAACCGUCUCCGCCCUAUCAACCUUCUUCCUCGCAAUGGCGCUCCAUCCACACGUGCAACAAAAAGCCCAAGCCGAACUCGACGCCGUCCUGAGCCCACACAACCUCCCCUCCCUAACCGAUCGCCCUCGUCUCCCCUACAUCGAGGCAGUCGCCAAAGAGACGCUGCGCUGGCACCCCGUCGGCCCAAUGGGCAUCCCACACACCUGCACAGAAGACAACAUCUACAACAACUAUCUCAUCCCGCAAGGCGCACUCGUCAUGCCGAAUAUCUGGGCCUUUACACAUGAUCCUGCCGUCUACAGGGACGCGUCCGCCUUCAACCCAUCGCGCUUCCUUGGGCCGACGCCGGAGGCUGAUCCAGCGAAUCUGGCGUUCGGCUUUGGACGGCGGAUCUGUCCCGGGCGACUACUGGCUGACUCGUCGUUGUUUCUGGCGAUUGCGCAGGUGUUGGCGGUGUUUGAGAUUCGGAUUGCCAGCGAGGCGAGUGCGAAGACGGAGUUUUUGCCUGGGGUUAUUAGCCAUCCGGUUUUGGGGGGCUUGGAUGUUAGGCCGAGGAGUUGGGGGCAUGAGGAGUUGGUUAGGGGCGUUGAGGUGGACUAUCCGUUUGGGGUGGGGAGUGUGGGUGAGCUUGAGGGGAUUGUUAUAUAG